Stylophora pistillata is the source of this 1832-nucleotide messenger RNA. RefSeq lists its product as uncharacterized. NCBI's taxonomy places the organism in Eukaryota, Metazoa, Cnidaria, Anthozoa, Scleractinia, Pocilloporidae. The record is from RefSeq and is a predicted model, not a curated record.
GUUUAUACGAUAUCUACAGAGCUGGAAAAAUGAGCCGACUUGUUCUGAAGAAAACAAUGGCUUGAAAUUUCCCGAGGUUCAGUGAAGCACUAAGAGCAGGUGCAAUCGUAGAAUCACGUCGAUCCUUUCUUCAGCAUGACAAUACAAUCGUAGCUCGUAAGGAUAAACUCCGUUGACGGAGAAAGCUGCCUUGCAUGAAGAAAGCGGUUAACUCAGUGAUAGCAUUCUUGAAAAAGAAAAGAGAAGAUUUUUCGCUAUUACGGGACUCACCGCCUGUCGAUGCUGGUGUAAGCUUUGAUCCAGCUGAAGCCGAAAAGGAAGAUGAGUUUGCAGUUAGCAGGUCAUGCCGACGAUGUGUUAUGGUUUACGAAAACAAAACAUGGAACAAAUGGACGUUGCAACGUUUAUCACAACAGUGCAACAACGCUUUCGAUGAGGACACAGCGGCACUUGUUCCAGCCGUGGAAAACGCUGACCGAUCUUUCGAUCCUUUUCACGGAAAUUCUUUGCGAAGCUAUACUCCUGUAAACCGCAACCGAAUUUUAAUGGCGCAGACCUUGAUUUCUGACCAUGUUAUGCAACGUACAAGCGACAGCGGCAGAAAAAAAUUGGAACCUCAUUGUCCGGUCUUCAUAUGGUUACGAAACUGCGAAAGAUCGAAGGCCUUUCGAAAUAUCUAUCAAGAUGGAGAUACUACUUUGAUAAAAGUGCGAUUAGAUAUGGUAUCAUUUGCUGGUUUUCCACGUCCAAGUUCGGAGAUUUCCAAGGUAACAACUUUGGAAGUUUGGGUUCUAGCCCAGAAAUUUCCCAAGCCGAUAAUUACUCUAGAAAUCGAUGAAGAGUUAAUCAUUGGGUAUAUAGCUGAUCUUUUCGAAGUAGCCUUCUUCAAUAUCCCACUUUCCGUCAAAGAAAGGCAAACUAAGAUUGAAGGAAUUUUCCGUGCAAUUGACGAGAUUCUCGACAUCAGCGCUCAUGUUAUGAUGGCCAGCGGUGAAUCCUCUGAGAAUGCAGCAACCGUAAAGGAAGUCAUCACUGAGACAGCCAUCGUGGUUACGUCAACUGCCGCCGAAAGCACGGCGACUGUUGGCAUAGAAACGGCUGCGAUGGCCCUAGGACAAGCUGCGGCGGGUAUAGCAAUAUCCGUUUUGGUCGACAUCGCUCUAACCGCUGGAAGUGUCACGCGUUCGAAAAUGCAGCGUGAUAAAGGUUUGAUAACAAACUCACAGUUUAAGUCCACUGUAAGACGGAAGUUAUGUGAUUCAGGAUGCCAGUUUAUUGGAGGAACUACUGGAACCAUUGUGGGGCAGGUGCUCAUUCCGGUGCCUGUAGUAGGGGCCAUGGUCGGUGGUUUCUUUGGGAGCUUAAUUGGGGUUGGAGUCAGUAAAGGAAUUAUAAAGACCUCAGAACUCAUUGCUAAGGCUCAUAAUUCCAGAGCUAAAGCUAUCACCGACUAACAGAGCAGUCUUCGAUUAAGUGUCGAAAAGCCAAAACCAAAGCAAUCCCAUCGACCAAUCAGAACACAGAUUUUAAUUAGCAUUAGCCAAUGAAGACUCAAAGUGAAAAAGUUGAAAGGAUGGCGUGAGUUUUCUGGACCAAUCACAGAGAAAUGUUAAGCAAAAACCGAAGCAAUCUUGAAUAUUUUCGACACUCAACGGCAAAUUAGUAGUAUAGAAAUGGAGGUACCUAGGACAAAAAUUUUGUCGCUAUUUUUAUUUAUUGAUUUUUAAUGCUAUCACUUUGGUAGGACAAAAAUUUUGUCUCUAUUUUUAUUUAUUGAUUUUUAACGCUAACCGCCUCCCGGUUAGCUCAAUGGAUAGAGCGCUGGACUAUUG